CUCUGGUUGGCCUUGAAGAAGCAACUGCCAUGCUAUGGGGAGUGCCACGGGGCAGGCACAGCGGGAGGUCCUGGGAGCUGAGAGCUUAGUCCUAUAAUCACAUGGAGCUGAAUUCUCCCAGCAACCAUGAACUGGAGGAAGACUCGAAGCAGAAUGUUGUAGACUGCUCAGUUUGUGGUAACUUGUUACCCAGCUAUAGAAAGCAAAUACACAAAAGUCCUUCUGCUGAAUGUCAGGAUUCAUACUGUCUCUCCCCUCAGCUUCGUCUCUAUCUCACAGCACAAUCCCUAGAAUAAUCUGUGAAAAUUUAGCCCCUAGGAACAGAAAGUCUCAAUGCAUGUCUGUUGCAUUGCAUGGGUGAACGAAGGCAAGAAUGCAAAUAGCUGGAUACUCUGGAGUUUCUGCUUCAUGUGUUUCACUUUUCUCCAAGGUGUUCAUGCACAGGAUGCAGGUAAAGGUGCUCUGAUUUGGGGGAACACAAACCAACUUAGAGCCUUCAUACCAGUCUCAUCCACCAGUUGUAUCCUUUAAAAGGUCAGCUGCAUCAGAAAACGAGGACGCAGCGCUGUCCCUGGGGUUGGCUUAAGUGCAAGUUGGCUUGAACCCAAGGAGGAGGUCACUUUAUACCCAUCUGGAAGCAGCCAUAAGGUACAUGGCUAAGCCCUGGACACCUGCCGCACCUUAUGCAGGAUUCCACAGUCCCCCCUGGUGAAUUCUUGAUGGAUUUCACUCCUGAUUGCUGGCAAUUCCUGGGCAGGAGAGAUGGCCCUGAUCAGGCUGGGGUUUGGAACGCAGCAUCUUUGUCUGUUAAGGAGGAGGAGUUUCUUGCUGUCGAAACUCAUAGCCGUUGUCUUUGCUGCGCUUCUAUUCUGCGAAUUUUUAAUCUAUUACUUAGUGAUCUUUCGAUGCGAUUGGCCUGAGGUGAAAACUCCAGCCCACAACAGUGGACAAGAGACUCUGAAAGCCAUGUUUUUGGCUGAUACUCACUUGCUUGGGGAAAUACGAGGCCAUUGGCUAGACAAAUUACGAAGGGAGUGGCAAAUGGAGAGAGCCUUCCAGACAGCUCUGUGGUUGUUGCAGCCAGAAGUCGUCUUCAUCCUAGGGGACAUCUUUGAUGAAGGGAAGUGGAGCUCCCCCCAGGCCUGGGCAGAUGAUGUGGAGCGGUUUCAGAAAAUAUUCAGACACCCACGUCAUGUGCUGCUGAAGGUGGUUGCUGGCAACCAUGACAUUGGCUUCCACUAUCAGAUGAGCACAUACAAAAUAAAACGAUUUGAGAAAGUUUUCAACCCUGAAAGGCUGUUUUCUUGGAAAGGAAUUAAUUUUGUGAUGGUCAACAGUGUUGCCCUGGAAGGGGAUGGCUGCAACCUUUGCUCUGAAGCAGAAGCUGAAAUUAUCGACAUUUCUCACAAACUGAAUUGCUCCCGAGAGCAGGAACAUCACUCCAGCAGGUGCAUAGAUGAGCAGCCGCUGCCGGCGUCAGCCCCGGUCCUUCUGCAGCAUUUCCCCCUUUACCGGAGAAGCGAUGCUAAUUGCUCCGGGGACGACGCCGCACCUCUGGAAGAGCGGAACAUCCCCUUUAAGGAGAGAUACGAUGCACUUUCCCGGGAGGCCUCACAAAAGCUGCUCUGGUGGCUCCGGCCGCGGCUGGUCCUGAGCGGCCACACGCACAGCGCCUGCGAGGUGCUCCACGGGGUGGCGACCAUGGAGAUCAGCGUGCCAUCUUUCAGUUGGAGGAACAGAAACAACCCCAGUUUCAUCAUGGGCAUGUUGACCCCCACAGAGUACGCCCUUGCCAAGUGCUACCUCCCCUACGAGAACACCGUUCUGGCCACAUACUGUGUAGCAAUUGGGUUCCUUGUGGUCCUCAUGUUAGCUCACUUUAAGCUCCUAGCCUCGCCUCUUCUCUUUGGUUGGAACUUGCUCAGAAAACUUAAGACAACGUAAAGCGCAGGAGACGCUUUUGCAUUUCGUCACAAAUAACAAA
Messenger RNA from Panthera uncia (snow leopard), 1984 nucleotides. It is a transcript of the gene MPPE1, whose product is annotated as metallophosphoesterase 1. Gene Ontology annotation, molecular function: phosphoric diester hydrolase activity. The coding region runs from base 763 to 1944 and encodes 393 amino acids. Gene Ontology annotation, cellular component: endoplasmic reticulum-Golgi intermediate compartment. The record is from RefSeq and is a predicted model, not a curated record. The transcript is spliced from 12 exons. Gene Ontology annotation, biological process: GPI anchor biosynthetic process; endoplasmic reticulum to Golgi vesicle-mediated transport. NCBI's taxonomy places the organism in Eukaryota, Metazoa, Chordata, Mammalia, Carnivora, Felidae.